Magnolia sinica is the source of this 2769-nucleotide messenger RNA. RefSeq lists its product as uncharacterized. The record is from RefSeq and is a predicted model, not a curated record. Bases 1 to 2769 code for a protein of 922 amino acids. The transcript is spliced from 2 exons. Lineage: Eukaryota; Viridiplantae; Streptophyta; Magnoliopsida; Magnoliales; Magnoliaceae.
AUGAAAGAAUUCAUUGAGUUUGCAUUCAACAAUGCUGCUAGGGAGGGGAAGAUCUUAUGUCCAUGUGUAAAGUGCACCAACCUCUUUUGGCGUGCUCAUAAAGAAGUGGUAGAUCAUCUUGUGUGUGAGGGAAUUAUGCUGAAUUACACCCGUUGGGUGUUCCAUGGGAAGGCAUCUUCUUCAUCGACUUUUGGCCCUGCAACUAGUACACAUGAUGAUAUGCCUCCACGUAAUGACAUGCAUGGAUUGUUGCAUGAUGUGUUUGGAAUAUCAGGUGUGGAUGACAUGCCAACUGAGUUGCCAUCACAGGAGCUAAUACAAGAGGAACUGAAUCCUGAAGCUGAAAGAUUCUUCAGGUUGUUGCAAGAUGCCGAACAAGCCUUGUACCUAGAAUGUAAGAAGUUCACGAAACUCUCUUUUGUUGUUCGAAUGUAUCAACUUAAGUGCUUAAAUGGAUGGAGCAACAAGUCAUUCACCAUGUUGCUUGAAUUGUUGAAAGAAGCACUCCCCGAGGGUGAGACGUUGCCGAGUUCCUUUUAUGAGACCAAGAAGAUUAUUAAAGAACUGGGCCUCAGUUAUAACAAGAUCGAUGCAUGCCCCAAUGAUUGUCAGUUGUAUUGGAAGACUAAUGUGAACGAUGAGUCAUGUGUUGUGUGCGGUAUAUCUAGAUGGAAAACGAUGGAACAUAAUUCUAAUGACGAUGAGGCAACAACUAUUCCCUCCAAAGUUAAGAAGAUUCCAGCAAAGACAUUGUGGCAUUUUCCAUUAAUACCAAGGUUACAAAGGUUAUUUAUGGAAGCACAAACAGCUAAAAACAUGAAAUGGCAUGACAAGGGACAAACCAAGGAUGAGUGCAUGAGACAUCCUGCUGAUUCUCCUGUAUGGAAAUCUUUUGACGAGCAACACCCAAAUUUUUCAUAUGAUAGUCGUAAUGUCAGGCUUGGGUUAGCAACUGAUGGAUUCAAUCCCUUCGGGAUGAUGAGUAUUGCUCAUAUCACAUGGCCUGUUGUUUUGAUGCCGUACAAUUUACCACCGUGGAUGUGCAUGAAGCAGCCUUACAUCAUGAUGUCUCUACUUAUGCCAGGCCGGCAUGGUGUUGGCAAUAAUAUCGAUGUGUAUCUACAACCGUUGAUAGAAGAAUUGCUUAAAUUGUGGGAGGUCGGUGUCGACACUUACGAUCCAUCAUCGAAGUUGAAUUUUCGAAUGUGUGCUGCUUUGUUAUGGACUAUUAGUGACUUUCCUGGAUAUGCAAUGUUGUCAGGAUGGAACACAAAAGGUAAGCUCGCUUGUCCUAACUGCAAUAAGGACACAGAGUCCCAGUGGUUGACACAUAGCCAUAAGUUUUGUUACAUGGGUCAUCGUCGAUUCUUGGAUAGAGAUCAUAGGUAUAGACAUGAUAAAAGGAACUUUAAUGGAAAGCUGGAGUUGAGAGAGAUGUCGAAACAACUAUUUGGAAAUGAAGUGUUAGCUCAAGUGAGCAAAAUUAACAUAAUAUUUGGAAAGAAGUCUGAUACCAAAGUUAGAAAGAAGAGAAAUCGAGACAAUAAUAAGGAAAAGGGAAAGGCAUCUUGUUGGAAGAAGAGAAGUAUUUUCUUCGAUUUACUAUACUGGGCAGGUAAUAUGUUGCGUCACAGUCUUGAUGUGAUGCACAUCGAGAAGAAUGUAUGCGACAAUGUUCUUGGGACGUUGUUGAACAUCGACGGGAAGACAAAGGACAAUGUGAAGUCUCGUCUGGACCUCCAAAAAAUAAAGAUAAGACGAACACUUCACCCAAAGCAGAGACCAUCAGGCAAAACAUAUUUGCCCCCUGCAUGCUUUAUAAUGGCGAAUAAGGAGAAUGAUGAUUUCUGCAGAGUCAUAAAGAACAUGAAGGCACCUGAUGGCUAUGCGAGUAAUAUCUCACGAUGUACCAAUCUCAAAAUGAAGAAGAUUUUAGGACUCAAGAGCCAUGACACUCAUGUUUUGAUGCAACAAAUACUUUCGAUCGCCGUGCGAAGGACAUUACCUCCAAACGUAAGCUCAAUCCUAAUUGAAUUAAGCGGAUUCUUUAGAGAUUUGUGUUCCAAGGUUGGCCGGAUGCAGGAUUUCAAGUUUCUUGAAUCUCAGAUUGCUUUAACACUUUGCCAUUUAGAGAGGAUCUUUCCACCGUCAUUCUUUGAUAUCAUGGUGCAUUUGCCUAUACACUUAGCCAGCGAGGCAAUGUUAGCCGGGCCAGUACAGUACCGCUGGAUGUACCCAAUUGAAAGGUUUCAUACAAGAGAUCAUGAGAGAGACUUGAAAACACAGAAUAGUGGAGUUAUAGUGAUGGCAAAUGCAUCAAGCUUCGCAAGUACAAGUGAUAGAAACCCUGUUAUAGGGGAUGUGGAUUACUAUGAUGUUUUAAUAGACAUUAUUGAGUUGGAUUAUUGUGGGUCCAAGAAAGUUGUAUUAUUUAGGUGUGAUUGGGUGGAUGUAAGAACUCAAGGCAGGGGAAUCAAGAAGGAUGAAUUUGGGUUCACGCUCGUGAAUUUCAAACAAUUAUGGCAUACUGGUCGGAACCUGUAUGAUGAACCAUAUGUCUUAGUAACCCAAGUACAACAGGUAUUCUAUGUCCCCGAUCCUAUUGAUCGUGAUUGGCAUGUUGUUAUCAGGUCAAAGCCAAGGGAUUUGUUUGAAAUGGGCAUGAAUGAUUCGUUUGUUGAUAAUGAUACAUACCUUCAGAGCUUGCCUUGCAUUAAUCAUACAUUGGAAGCGACUAUGCUUGCCAAUAAUGAUAAUGUCAGCUAUUGA